This is a messenger RNA of Anoplopoma fimbria (sablefish), 1773 nucleotides long. RefSeq names its product epiphycan (gene epyc). Lineage: Eukaryota; Metazoa; Chordata; Actinopteri; Perciformes; Anoplopomatidae. The record is from RefSeq and is a predicted model, not a curated record. The transcript has 9 exons. Bases 1 to 1773 code for a protein of 590 amino acids. Gene Ontology annotation, molecular function: protein binding.
AUGCUUGUGCGGCUCGUGUUGGGACUCGUCGUCCUUAAAGCGGUGGUGGCCGGCCCCAGAUUUUCCCGACAGGUGGACUUGGAUACAUACGACAGUUCCAACUAUGAUGUGGAUCUAGACAAUUUAAAUUUGGAGAACCAGGAUAUCUAUGAAUAUGAAGACGGGCUGACGAUUGAUGAUCCUCAGAUAGAGAUUGGAACACUGGCUCCACCUGACUAUGACUACCCUGUACCCAAGGCCUCGGAGGAAGUAGAUGAGGGGGAGGAAGAGGAGGAAGAGAUGCCCCUAACACCCCAGCUCACCCAUCAGGGUUCAGGGGGAUCUGGGGUCCUCAUGGGCCCGGACACACAGAAAGAGGUGGAGCUGCGUCUGACGCCCAUUGACAUCCUUCAUGUGCCUGGGGAUUUUGGGGGCUCCGUAGGGUCUGGGGCCUCAGGAGCUUCUGGGGCUUCUGGGGCUUCUGGGUCGGGAGGAUCCGGAGGCUCUGGGGGUUCUGGUGAUAUAAUCCUGAUCUCCGGAGACUCUGAGGAGCUCCACAGCUCAGGGGGAUCUGGGGAAUUCUUGGUAUCUGGGGAUCUCCUGAUAUCUGGGGAUCUCCUGAUAUCUGGGGAUCUCCUGAUAUCUGGGGAUCUCUCAGGAUCCGGGGAUAUUUCUGGCUCUGGGAUUUCCAUUGAAUUCCCCCUGGGCUCUGGAGGGUCUGGGGACCAGUAUGGUUCUGGGUCCUCUGGAGAUCUCUUAAUCUCAGGGGCCUCCGAAAGCUCUGGGGAUUCUGGGGACUCUGGUGAGUCUGGUGACUCAGGGAUAACGUUGUUAUCUGGAGAGGAGGAGCUCAUUCCCGAGACUAUCCCUAGCGAGGCGUCAGGCGCUUCAGGGGAGUUCUCAGGUGCUUCAGGAACCUCAGGGGCCUCUGGGGAUCUCGGAGCCUCUAGAGACUUAGAGUUCUCUGGAUCCUCUGGGACUUCUGGUGUCUCUGGCUCUGGAGACACAGAGGAACCUGAGGUAGCUCUGACCCCUGACACUGAUAAAGAGGAGGAGCUGAUUCCAGCUACACCAGAAACCCCUCAGGAGGGUACUGGCGGUGUAGAAGGCUCAGUGAGCUCUGGUGAACCUGACGAGCCUGAAGAGCCUGUGAUUGACAGGAAAGGUAUGCCCACUUGCCUGCUGUGCACGUGCCUCGGUGGUUCGGUCUACUGCGAUGACUUGAAGCUGGAUAGUGUUCCACCUCUUCCCAAAGACACCACUCACUUCUACGCCCGCUACAACAGAAUCACCAAGAUCAACAAGUCCGACUUCGCCUUCAUGAACAAGCUGAAGAAGAUUGACCUGACCGCCAACGAGAUAAAGUCCAUCGAAGACACAGCAUUUUUGGGUCUGCCUGAGCUGGAGGAGCUGGUGAUUCGAGAAAACCAUAUCUCACAGCUGCCUGCUCUCCCAGAGACCAUGAGCCUGAUUGAUGCCAGCCAUAACCACAUUGGCAGCAAGGGUAUUCACAGAGAGGCGUUCAAAGAUAUGACGAGCCUGCAGUACCUGUAUCUAACAGACAACCACAUUGAUUACAUCCCCGUGCCUCUACCAGACAGCGUGCGGUCUCUACACCUACAGCGUAACAAUAUUCAAAUGAUGCACGAGGACACGUUCUGCAACCUGAAAGAUUUCAACUACAUCAGGAACGCACUGGAGGACAUCCGUCUGGACGGCAACCCCAUCAACCUCAGCAGGACCCCGCAGGCCUACGUCUGCCUGCCCCGCAUACCCAUCGGGGAUGUCAUUUAA